This is a messenger RNA of Lachancea lanzarotensis, 1227 nucleotides long. Its product is annotated as LALA0S11e05204g1_1. Bases 1 to 1227 code for a protein of 408 amino acids. The record is from RefSeq and is a predicted model, not a curated record. Lineage: Eukaryota; Fungi; Ascomycota; Saccharomycetes; Saccharomycetales; Saccharomycetaceae. The transcript has a single exon. Gene Ontology annotation, cellular component: endoplasmic reticulum membrane. Gene Ontology annotation, molecular function: sphingosine-1-phosphate phosphatase activity.
AUGGCCGGUCGAAGUAGAUCAGGAACAGAGUGUGAAAUCACAGUCGAGAAACUGGAUGAGGUCAAAACGUACCAGGAUAAACAUCCCUACGCUGAUCCCGGAAAUCAUGACAGGGAACACUUCAAAAAGAGAAUGGGACCUUUGCGCUUCAAAAUGCGGGAAUAUCUUACGAAAUAUACGGAAAACCAGUCAGAAAUGCUUUUCCAGUGGCAAAGUAAGUUUAGCAGCAAAUUCUUGGAUCAAUAUUUCGCAUAUACAGCGUUGAUGGGGUCACACAUGUUCUAUGUUGUGAUGGUUCCAAUGCCGCGCUGGCUCGGCUAUAGUGACGUUUGCCGAGACCUCGUUUACAUUCUCGGGUAUUCGAUCUAUUUGAGCGGCUUUCUGAAAGAUUACUGGUGCUUACCUCGGCCCAAAUCCCCUCCUCUCACUCGAGUAACAUUGAGCGGAUACACGACAAAAGAAUACGGGGCACCAAGCUCACACACUGCAAAUGCCACGGGAGUGACAAUGCUUUUAUUGUGGUACAUCUAUAGCUCCGAAACAAUGCCGUUGCAUUGGAAACUAGCGGCUACCGCAGGUGCAUUCUUCUACUACUUCACACUUACAUUGGGAAGAAUAUAUUGUGGGAUGCACGGCUUACUCGACAUUUUCUCAGGUGCUCUGAUUGGCGCUGUAUGCUUUGUUGGUCGAUGGGCAACUUUAUCAUAUACAGACUUUGACGCGGCUAGUAUGGAAGUUUGGGGCUGGUGGUUUCCUUUCGGCUCCGUUGCACUGGGAUUGACUCUUUUGUUUACUCAUGCGCGGCCCGUAGAUCACUGCCCGUGUUUUGAAGAUAGUGUUGCGUUUGUCGGAGUCAUUUGUGGCCUAGAAAGCAGCGACUGGCUGAGUUGGAGUCUUUUCGGUAAGUCAAAUUAUCAAGUUUACUACGACUGGAGCGAAUUUGGACUCAUAUUCACUUUGAGAAGGAUCGUUGUAGGAGUGGCCUUGGUUCUGAUAUGGAAAAGUGUUGUGGGGAAAAAACUGCUGUACACGCUCUUAAACUUCGUAUGGGCCGACGAUAGACAUUUGUAUGCUCAUGGACACGAUGAAACUUCCUAUUUAAAAGAAGUCCUGCCUUUUAUCGGACGUUCGAGAACUGAACUUUUGUGUCGAUUCAUCCUGUAUGCGGGCGUGGCUGCUGUUGUAGUUCUGAUAUGCCCUACGGCUUUUCUCUGGUUAGGUGUGUGA